CAGACCGACACUUCCGUCUUUGACAUGGAAAUGUAGGCCCAAUCCAUCUUGCUAACUAUUUGGAUGCCAUGCUAGUAUGGUGUUUUCGCUAGCUACUUGCCACAACUUUGUGGCCCCUAUGCCUUUAAUGUUGAGCAUGAUCAGCUAAACUACAUGAAUUAACAAGUGGCAGGGAGCUUGAACUGCAGUAGUCUUGGGGCAACUGCCAGCUAGCUAGCUAACGUAACCUACAAUGAAUGGCUAGCUCAUGUUACUUACAGGAUGCGUCUAAUCGUUGGAUGAAAAACCUACCGAUUUCAUGUUUCUUUUUGAGUACAUUGGUCUUCCUAGUAGCAGUACUAUUUUCGAUCUUUCUUUGAAAGCAUGCAUCUAGUUAUUGGAAGCGUUUUGAGAGGCUACCGCUUCCUCUCAUACAUUACCUACACGCCGAAGGAUGACGCCAUUGAUGCCCCCGAGAGUGGCAUUAAAGCGCAUAUGCGUGUUUCCCCUGUUCGGAGACGGCUCAAACAGAACAAAGGCGGCUCAGUCAGCUCUAAUAUUCAUAUUGGGUUUUUACUCAUGUGUAAUAACAAACUGAUCAAUUGAAUUGUUUGUAUUGAAAUGACUUUGUUUGCUCUCUGUAAUGCAACCACCUGCGUUUCGUUUCAUUACACUUUUAUCACUUAAGUCAUUUCUCAUAUAACUGUUAUUGAACUUCAACAACACGAGACAUUGCGAAAUACAGUAUUUUUCUUGACGCACAUAGAGCGCAAGGUUUGAAAAAUCAGAGAAGGGUGAAAUUGCGUUCCUGUAUGUGGUAAUUAAUGCACAAUCAUGUUGGAUGCCAGCAACUGAUUAACCCCGCGGGGGCGCAAACGGUAGCUAGCUAGCCAUACACCAGUACGUUAGACAGUGUCCUUCGUCCCGCUUGUUGGGCACUGGUUUCCCCCAGUUCUGAUAACGACGGUAAGGGCAGGUUUUCAGUAGUCGGGAGCGAAGGACAAUGGGUGCUUAACCAGUUGGAGUACUCUGGUACACAGCAGGCGGGAGGCUAGCUAGCACACGGUGUUGCAAAUUAUCAAGCUAGUUAGUACGCGUGUCACCCCAGCCUCCCGUCUGAUGUGCUUGCGGGAAGCAGGGGCGACUGGUAGACAUUGUCCUUCGCUCCUGCCUGUCGGGCAUGGUGUUCUACGGUACACAGCAGGCGGAGCGACACAGUGUGCUAUCUAACGAGCAAAUUAGCAAGCACACUCUGUCGCCCUCGCAUGUCGUUUGACAUGCUAGCGGGGACAACGGAUAGACAGUGUCCUUCACCCCCACCUGUCGGACACGGCUUUCUCCGGUACACUGCAUGCGGGAGCGACACCGUGUGUUAGCUAACUAGCAAGCUGCUGUGCUAGUGGGGGUGACCGGUAGACAGUGUCCUUCGCCCCCUCCUGUCGGCCACUGUUUUCCCACAGUUCUGUUAACGAAUGUGAGGGCAGGCGGGAGCGAAUUACACUGUUCACCGCUAGCUAGCAAGGGGUACUCAGGUAUGCAGGGGCGAAAAAUCGGAGACAAUACUUUUACUUCCCUUUUGACCCACAUUCAAAAGUGUCACACAGGCAUGAAGGUGCAUUCCAUACAGAACCAAUCAGUCGAUUCGAACCAAUGGGAUGCUCUGGGGGGGUUAAGGAAAAUGAAAAGAAAAACGAAACUACAAAGGAACCCUAUGACUAUAACACUCACAGCAUUCGCAUAGUUUUUCAUUAAUACAGCACUACACCUGCACACGGAGACUGAUAUGGACUUCCUCUGUUGACAACUUCCUCACUGGUGACAGUCCGUAGGCUUCAAUGAGCAAUAGAGUUGACUGCAUACAGACGCAAGAAUGGAGUGAGCACAGUCAGACCUGAUCCUAAGUUAUUACAAAGACUCAGAACCCAUUUAGGAGCAGCGAAUGAAACAAGAUGGAUUACAAAUAUGACAAUAUUGGAAUAGAACUCCUGCUGGCUCACAUGAACAUAGAGGACAUAAUCGACGUGGUGGAAAAUCUCUACCACACCAAGGAAGAGGAAAAAGAGGCCGGGGCGUCGUUUGAGGAGGGUCUCUCUCAGGAGGAGAUGGACCAGAACGAGGAGACAGUGGAUGAUUCAUGGGGCGAAGUGACAGGAGGGACCCAGGGGACACAGCAGGGGAACAGUGGUGGUAGGGUAAGGUACGGGACAGUGUCGGACUUGCUCUCUUUCGUCAACCAGAUCUCUAACAUGCAGCCAGAAGUACUGCAGCACCUGCCGGAGGAGAUGGGUGUGUUACUGAACAAGAAACACAUGGGGCUGAAGAAGGGUCACUAUCGCAUCGAUUCAGAUGUGUUUCUGUUUCCAUGGAAGUGGACCUAUAAGACUCCUGGCUCCGGCGGCCAUGUUCCAAAGGGCUCUUUUGGGAAAGUCCACUUGGCCCAGGAUACCAUAACCAGGAAGAGAAUGGCAUGCAAACUGAUCCCCAUGGAACACUUCAAACCAGCCGAUGUGGAGAUCCAGGCACGGUUCCGUCACGAGAACAUUGCAGAGCUCUAUGGUGCUCUCCUCUGGGACCAAAACAUCCACCUGUUCAUGGAAGCCGGCGAGGGAGGUUCGGUUCUGGAGAAACUGGACAGCUGUGGCCCCAUGAGGGAGUUUGAGAUAAUCUGGGUCACCAAGCAAGUCCUCAGGGGCUUGGAGUACCUACACUCUCACAAUGUCAUCCACCACGACAUCAAACCCAGCAACAUCGUCCUGAUGUCAGACAAAGCGGUUCUGGUGGACUUUGGCCUGACGGUACAGAUGACAGAGAAGGUAUACACCCCUAGGGAUCUACGAGGCACAGAGAUGUAUAUGAGCCCGGAGGUGGUUCUUUGUCGAGGACACAACACCAAGACAGAUAUCUACAGCCUGGGCACCACCAUCAUCCAUAUGCAGACUGGCAGCCCACCCUGGGUCAGGAGAUACCCACGCACCGCCUACCCUUCCUACCUCUACAUAAUCCACAAGCUGGCCCCUCCCCUGGAGGACAUAGCGGAUGACUGCAGUGGUAUCAUGCGGUCCUUCCUAGAGACAGCCCUGGAGAGGAACCCUGCCAAGCGCAGCUCUGCAGCCAAGCUCCUGAGGGACGAGGCCAUCAACCCUCCCAGAGAGGAACAGCCACGCUGCUGGAGCCUGGACUCAGCCCUGGUGGAGGCCUCCCACCCUCUAUUGAGGCAGCAUAGCCAGCAGCCUGACACCACACAGGAAUCCUCAUUGUACUCUGAGCCUGAGGACUCUGCCCACCUGAGGAGAAAGGGAUCCCUGUACAUCGACUUGGGGGCAAUAGCUGGAUACUAUAAUCUAGUGAGAGGUCCCCCUGCCACAGAGUAUGGCUAACCCUGAGCCUAACCUCUGAAGGAAAUGUGUAUUUUAAAGAUAUCAGAGAUAACUGUUAACUUUCACCUUAGCCUGGUACUGGUGAACUGUUAGAUCAGAGACUCUCAGGAAGUUGAGUUAGGGACUCAUGAAGACUCAAUGGUGAAGGUGUGACUGAUGCUUUUGGAAAGAGAUACCAGAAGGACAGAAAAUUGGAUAGAGACAGUAAAUAGCCUGCACUUCAAUGGCGCUGGACUCGUGUAAUGAAAUUGACCAAUGUCUGAAGAGUGGUUUCUGUAGCUGCAUUAAUUUGCCAUCUCUCAACAAUGCAGCGGCACAUUGGAUGUAAGAGAUGUGUUACUCAGUAACACUGUGUUUCACUGGCUAACAGUGACAUCUUGUGGGAUGUUCUGUAGAUACAUGAUAUACUGUAUAAGCAUCUUAUACAAGUUUGUUUCUUAAAGAAAUGCAUCUGAAUGGGUCUUGUGAUUGAGACGUCAUUCUAUUAUUUUGUGUCAAUAUGAAAACUAUGAUUUCUGACCGUGUAUCUGUGGUUUGUACAAAUUGUACAAUUAUAUUGUUUUAAACAUGAAGUUCUUAAAAUGAACUUAUUUGUGUUUGUACCUAAGGAAUAUGAGAAGUGAUUUUGAGAAUUGCUAUGCAAGUUACACCAUGUACAUGACUGAUUCAUUUGUUACUUUAUUUGUGUGGUCAUUGUACUUGUACCUGUUGGGUAUGCAGUUUUCUUUCAUAGUAAACAAAAAUAUAAAUGCAACUUACAACAAUUUCAAAGAUUUUACUGAGUUACAGUUCAUAUAAGGAAAUAAGUCAAUUGAAAUAAAUUCAUUCAACCCUAAUCUAUGAUUUCACAUGACUGGGAAUACAGAUAUGCAUCUGUUGGUCACAGAUACCUUUAAGAAAAGGUAGGGGACGUGGAUCAGAAAACCAGCCAGUAUCUGGUGUGACCACCAUUUUCCUCAUAAAGCGCGACACAUCUCCUUCACAUAGAAUUGAUCAGACUGUUGAUUGUGGCCCUUGGAAUGUUGUCCCACUCCUUCAAUGGCUGUGCGAAGUUGCUGGAUAUUGGUGGGAACUGGAAUACGCUGUUGUACACAUCGAUCCAAAGCAUCCCAAACAUACUCAAUGGGUAACAUAUCUGGUGAAUAUGCAGGCCAUGGAAGGAGUUGGACAUUUUCAGCAGAAUUGUGUACAGAUCCUUGCGACAUGGGGCUGUGCAUUAUCAUGCUGAAACAGGAGGUGAUUGCUGCGGAUGAAUGGCACGACAAUGAGACUCAGGAUCUCGUCACGGUAUCUCUGUGCAUUCAAAUUGCCAUUGAUAAAAUGUAAUUGUGUUCGUUGUCCGUAGCUUAUGCCUGCCCAUACCAUAACCCCACUAUCACCAUGCGAUACUCUGUUCACAACGUUGACAUCAGCCAACCACUAGUCCACACGACGCCAUACACGUGGUCUGCGGUUGUGAGGCCGGUUGGACGUACUGCCAAAUUCUCUAAAUCAAUGUUGGAGAUGGCUUAUGAUAGAAAAAUGUAAAUAAAAUUAUCGGGCAACAGCUCUGGUGGACAUUCCUGCAGUCAGCAUGCCAAUUGCGCACUCCCUCAAAACUUGAGACAUCUGGGGAAUUGUGUUGUCACAAAACUGCACAUUUUAGAGUGGCCUUUUAUUGUCCCCAGGACAAGGUGCACCUGUGUAAUGAUCAUGCUGAUUAAUCCGCUUCUUGAUAUGACACACCUGUCCGGUGGAUAGAUUAUCAUGGCAAAGGAGAAAUGCUCGCUAACAGUAAUGUAAACAAAUUUGUGCACAAAAAUUGAGAGAGAAAAACUUAUGGUGCCUACGAAAAAUUACGAGAUAUUUUAUUUCAUCUCAUGAAACAUGGGACCAACACUUUACAUGUUGCGUUCAAAUUGUUGUUCAGUGUAGUAUAUCCAAUGAGAUUACCAGUGCUGUUUUGUACACACAUUCAUUUCAAUAGAGCAUUUUGUUAAUUUUCUUCAGACUGUCUCAUACACUACUUUUUCUUUCAUGUUAGUUGAAUAACAUGUCAUAUCAUUAACCUGAAUGAAAUAAAAAGCCAACACGUGUUUUAA
Molecule: messenger RNA, 5437 nt
Organism: Salvelinus fontinalis (brook trout)
Lineage: Eukaryota; Metazoa; Chordata; Actinopteri; Salmoniformes; Salmonidae
Product: mitogen-activated protein kinase kinase kinase 8-like
Exons: 8
Coding region: 1929-3356 (475 amino acids)
Biological process (GO): protein phosphorylation
Molecular function (GO): ATP binding; protein kinase activity
Source: RefSeq, a predicted model, not a curated record